This is a messenger RNA of Alternaria arborescens, 1638 nucleotides long. Its product is annotated as putative 4-coumarate--CoA ligase 1. Bases 1 to 1638 code for a protein of 545 amino acids. The transcript is spliced from 4 exons. The record is from RefSeq and is a predicted model, not a curated record. Lineage: Eukaryota; Fungi; Ascomycota; Dothideomycetes; Pleosporales; Pleosporaceae. Gene Ontology annotation, molecular function: CoA-ligase activity. Gene Ontology annotation, biological process: secondary metabolic process.
AUGCCUUCAAAGAGCCUGUACCCUGACUUGCCAAUUCCAGAUGUGGAUCUCUGGGCGUUUCUCUUCGAAAGGAAGGACAAGCCAUAUGCCGAUGACAAAGGCAUGUUCACAUGUUACGUUCGAGAUACGGCCAUCACGUUUGGCAAAGGGCUGAAGUCACUCUGGGAGUGGCAAAAAGGCGACGUCCUCGCCUUGUACACACCCAACUGUAUCGACACACCUGCAAUAACAUGGGGUUGUCACUGGGCAGGAGGUAUUCUCUCUCCAGCGAACCCAAACUACACUGUUGAGGAACUUGCGUUCCAACUCAAGGAUUCCGGAGCGAAGGCUUUGGUGACCCAGCUUCCUUACAUCAAGAAUGCGCAAGAGGCUGCGAAGCAAGUUGGCAUCCCUCUUGAUCGCGUGAUCGUAAUGGGUGAUCAGAAAGAUCCGUCUUACAAAGUGAAGCAUUUCACUAGCAUCGUUAACACAGCUGGAACAUCGAGAUGGCGAAGAACAAAGGCCACCAACCCGUCAGAAGACCUGGCGUUCUUGGUGUACUCUAGUGGAACUACAGGUCAUCCUAAGGGUGUAAUGCUGACCCAUCGCAACAUCGUCUCCAACACAAUGAUGAUCAAAGCUGCGGAGGCUGGUAAACUGCAGCCAACUGGCGGACCAACUGGUGAAGGUGAUAAACUUCUGGCUUUCCUGCCAUUCUUCCACAUCUACGGCCUGACUUGCCUGAUCCACCAGAGCUUGUACUCUGGGCUUCAACUUGUUGUAAUGCCAAAGUUUGACCUGGAGGACUUCUGCAAGUUCAUUCAAGAGCUCAAGAUUACAUUUGCUUACGUAGUACCGCCGAUCGUUCUACUCCUCAGCAAACAUCCUUUGGUAUCGAAUUAUGACCUGAGCUCAAUCAGGAUGAUGAACUCUGGCGCAGCGCCUUUAACUAGGGAGCUCGUAGAUGCAGUCCAUGAUAGAUUGAAGAUUCCAGUUAAGCAAGGAUACGGUUUGUCAGAAACUAGCCCCACAACACAUACUCAACCAUGGGAGGAUUGGAACAAGACCAUCGGAUCAGUAGGCAAACUUCUGCCCUACCAGACAGCAAAAUACAUGUCUCCAGAGGAGAAAGAGAUGGCAGUUGGGGAGGUUGGCGAAUUGUGGAUCAAGGGCCCCAACGUCUUCAAGGGCUAUCUGAACAAUCCUGAGGGAACUGCGCAUGCGAAGACAGCAGAUGGAUACUUCAAGACAGGCGACGUUGGAUACCAAGACAAGGACGGAAACUUCUUCAUUACCGACCGCGUGAAGGAACUCAUCAAGUACAAGGGAUUCCAGGUACCACCUGCGGAGUUGGAGGGUAUCUUGGUCUCGCACCCCAAGAUUAACGACGUGGCUGUGAUUGGAGUGUACUCGAAGGAUGAUGCCUCUGAGCUGCCGCGCGCCUACAUCGUACCCAAGGAUGGGCUUGGCAAGACCGAUGAAGAUGCAAAGGAGAUCAUAGACUGGCUGAGCGCAAAGGUCGCGCAUCACAAGAGACUACGCGGCGGAGUGAGGUGGGUCGAUGAGAUUCCCAAAUCUGUAAGCGGUAAGAUCCUCAGACGGAUGCUCAAGGUGAAGGCGCAAGAAGAGGAGGACGCUAAGACCAAGGCGAAGCUGUAG